CUUUUGUCAGUCAUUUGCAGUCAAACAUCCGACGCACAGAAAUAAAAAAUGUGUUUUAAAUAACAUAAAAUGCUAAAAUCUAGAAAUAAAAAGUCUAAUUCGUAGUAUUAGCCAUAGAACCUCUUAACAAUAAUACACAUUGGCCGAAUUAAAAGAGCAGAUGGAGGGCGGAGGGAAGCAGUCGCGAUUGCUUGGUCGACUGCUUGGCAAACUGCGCGGCGAGCAUCGAACCCUCGACAAGAAUUUCUCAUUUUGUUCCACUGGUAUAAGUGAAACUGUGUGUUGUGCCAGCGGUACUGAGGAAGACAUGGAUACCAGCAGCACGCAGGCUACCACCUCCAACACUACCAUUGACGAUGCGCAGUUUGCCGCUAAGCUAGAUCUACGAUAUGGUGGUCAGUAUCUGACGGCAGAACAGCUUCCAGAGUUCUGUAACCAGUUGCAUCACCUCGUGGAAGUAAUAAGAAAUAUACAGUCGUACGCCCAAGUCACUGGAGAAUAUCCCGCAGAACUAGAAAGUCGCUUAGAACGCGAGGCCCGUGAAGUAGCGGCCUUAGCUGGGGAAGCUAAGAACGCUCGCGACGUUUGUGCGCGCGUUACAACGCAGCGGAAUGCUUUACACCUGGAGCGCGGGCAGCUUGUAGCGCAACUUGCCAAAAUGAGGGAAGUCGAAAUGCGCGAACUUGAGAGUACUGUCCGUCAAUGUGACCGUAAGCUUUACAAAAGCUAUGAAGCUGUACGUGACUCGACUGAUGUCAACGCUUUUGAACCACUCUUGGACGAAAUACGGACUAAACAAGCUGCUCUGGAAGGCUUGGAACGUUUAAUUGAAAACAAACGGAAGUCUAUUUUAACCCGCAAGCCGACACACGCUUUGCCACUGCCAGCGCAUGAAGAUGGUCCACAUAGUUCGAGUCGCAAACGUCACGAUAGCCGACGUUCAAAUAAGCGCAGGCGCAAGGAAGUCCGCGAGCCGCGAUCGGUUCCGCUUUCUGGGGAACCUAGUGCGCAUGAGCCACAACAAGUGACCCUGUACAUACAAGGUUCCGCAAAUAGCUCCACCGGUUCCCGCCUUAGAGCUGGAAGUGCUGCCGCCGUCACCUUGGGUUCCUUGGAACUUCCAUCUAGAGGCAGCGUCCGCGAUAUUCUCUUUUUCACCACCAACUCAACACUAUGAGCCAUAAACUCAAACACUAUGAUUCAAAGACAGUUUCUAACAAUAUUAAGAACAUAACUCGACGUACUUAGGAGUUUUAUGCAAUAAAAUAAACAGUUGUUUUUGAA
Molecule: messenger RNA, 1284 nt
Organism: Pieris brassicae (large cabbage white)
Lineage: Eukaryota; Metazoa; Arthropoda; Insecta; Lepidoptera; Pieridae
Exons: 9
Coding region: 161-1177 (338 amino acids)
Source: RefSeq, a predicted model, not a curated record